AUGAUGGCAGCCAAUUCGAUUGUUGUUCAAAAACCGCCGAGCACCUACAUGUGCUCUUUUUCUCUCUAUGCAUCGACAGUAAUUAUGGCAAUUCUUCAGACAGUUCUUUCCGCUUUAUUGGCAGUUCUGUACCGUGUAAAAAUCGAAGGAGACAGUGUGAUCGUGCGUAUUCUCUUCUGGAUCCACGUGUCUUGCUCCGUAUCAGCUCUUCUUUUUUCUCUCUUCUGCCUUGCCAAACGAAAAAUAGGAUCGACGUAUGAAGUGGUGCUACAUGGAUAUCUGCUGAGUGUGCUCAUAAACGGUCUGACUGCCCUAUUCGGAGUGCUCUAUGUGCCAUUAUUCUUCCUCCAAACAUCACAUUCACUAAUGGAAGGUCUCGAUUAUUUCAUUUGCUUCAGUCUGUCCGGUGUACUCCUUUUUCUUCAAUGGGCAGUUAAACAAGUCACCGAACAAAUGCUACCGGUCAUGGAACAUGAUUUCAAAGUUUGA
This is a messenger RNA of Caenorhabditis remanei, 489 nucleotides long. RefSeq lists its product as uncharacterized. The transcript is spliced from 3 exons. The coding region runs from base 1 to 489 and encodes 162 amino acids. The record is from RefSeq and is a predicted model, not a curated record. NCBI's taxonomy places the organism in Eukaryota, Metazoa, Nematoda, Chromadorea, Rhabditida, Rhabditidae.